Molecule: messenger RNA, 1749 nt
Organism: Tribolium castaneum (red flour beetle)
Lineage: Eukaryota; Metazoa; Arthropoda; Insecta; Coleoptera; Tenebrionidae
Exons: 4
Coding region: 272-1717 (481 amino acids)
Source: RefSeq, a predicted model, not a curated record
AAUGGUGUUCGAAGUACUCAGAAGCAGCUGAACGAGUCCCAGCUGUUGAGUGAGUGAAUGGUUUACAAGUGCCGGUAACAUUGAAACGUUUUCUUUUAUAUAAUAAUUGUGCCAUAUAUAAAAAUGAACUCGUAUUUAACCAGAGACUAGGGUACCUAUCCCGCUUCCACCCAUCCACUCCCAGUGCCGGAAAACCGACAACUGCCGACCAAAGCUGCCGACAAUCGACUCUGCUCUCAAUACUAUCGCAUGAUACAAUAACUUAGAAGAUAUGACACUAGCCGGUUCCAAUCUUGUCGAGUUCGGCGCAUUACGUCAUGUGGUAGUGCUGCGAACUACAACACCUGGGAAGCAGCUAACAUCCUGCGUUAGGAGGAUUAAAAUUUCUAGGACUCCAAUUUAUUUGAUCGUUCGAUACCCGAGAUUGAAGGUUGUCGACAUGGAAAACAACAGGAACACCGGAAACGCCGGAGCCCCACCGCAAGAAAUGCCGACGUGGUUCGUUCGUUGGUUAAACUCCCAACAACCAAGGAAUGUGCCAAACUUCGCGGCGCCAUCGACGUCGACAGCGGUUCAAAGACCGCAAGCCAUCCUUCAGGUACGUCCAAGUACCAGCGCCGCCGCUGAUGUCGAUGGUUGGCAAGUCACUCCACUACCUAGCGACGGGACGACUUCGCCAGAACCCGACCCGGAAAUUCCGGUAGCUCCGGAACCAGCCCCUCUUGCGAGCCCUCUUGUGCAAGAGCCGGGAAGUUCGACCACAUCAGCGACUUCGGGAGCAGUGAUGGCCUCACCACCUAUGCCAAUCACAACAGACAAUGUGGCCGCAAUUUCCGGAGUACUCCGGAGCUUGCUGGAUCGCCCACUUCCAGCUCCUGAACGACCAUCUUUCGAAGGCCUGAAAAGGCAAAAUCCGGUGAAAUUCUUACGAGCCAUUGAAGAAUAUGGACGUUUUUUCGGGCUCGACUCGCAGCGUCUUUUGGGAGUCGCCAUGGAUUGCUUGAAAGGCAAUGCCAAACAUUGGACGGGAAUAUUCCAGAAGAAGUGGCGUGGUUACGAGGACUUUCGACGGGACUUUCUCCGGACCUACUGGUCGGCCAAGCGUCAACGGGACAUCAGAUUUCAAAUCGCUACAGGCCGCUAUGACGAAACCAGGGGCACGAUGCUGUCGCAUUUUGCUUAUUACGUCGACAUGGCGAACAUGUUAACAACACCUUUAUCGGAGGAAGUGUUGCUGGAUGAAUUACUGCGUCACUUCCCCGAAAGAAUACAGUCGUUGUGGGUAUUAGAGAAAAUCUGUACCACCACGGAUGCCGCCGAAUUCCUGGCAGCUCAAGAAAUUCCGGGACAAAAUCCGGGAGAGAAAACCAACAUCGCUCCCAGGGAACGACCCCGCGCAACAGACCACCAGCGGCGUAACGAGCCAAAGCGCCCGCGGCCAAACAUUGACCGCCACGAAGUAACUCGUCCUGCGGCUCCUGCAAAUCGUGGAAAUGGUUUCCCAAAACGCUCAAGUGACGAACAACAAUGGCGCAACAACCAACCCAGCACCAGCAACAACCGUUGGCACAAUAACAACGGAAACAACAGCAACAAUCACUGGCGCAAAAACAACCCCAACGACAACCGCAACAACACAAGUUCGAGAGCGCAGGGUGAAACAUCACGAAACUCCAAGAAUUCGGGAAACGGGGGCGGAGUACAGGACGGGGCCUAAAGUACUCCGGCCAGCAGCACGGCCCACAAAGC